Messenger RNA from Aphanomyces astaci, 875 nucleotides. RefSeq lists its product as hypothetical. The record is from RefSeq and is a predicted model, not a curated record. NCBI's taxonomy places the organism in Eukaryota, Oomycota, Saprolegniomycetes, Saprolegniales, Verrucalvaceae. Bases 26 to 775 code for a protein of 249 amino acids. The transcript is spliced from 6 exons.
CGAAUCCAAAACACAAAUCAUAUUCAUGAGCUCCAGUUCCCUUACGACCGCGGACAUCCAUGCCACCAGUGCGGCCGCUACGACGCAACCGUGUCUUCAUGGAGAUCCGAUCCGUGGUGGUGUGCCUGAAGCCGUCCUUGCUUCAACUUCCAUCGCAUCCGAGCAAGUCCCGUGGCGCGCAAUCGCCACCGCGACCGCUGUCAAGACACUGCUCGAGAUCUUGCGCCCGUUUUCCGACUACGUUCAGCCAUUUGUCGCGAUCUUUGUGCUCGCUAUGUCGACCCAAGUCAUCCUAGGUGUCUAUGUCCUCGGAGCAGCGUGCAUGGUCGUCCUGGACCAUCGCUUCCGCGGGUUCAUCGCGGCGGAGACGAGCUCGGCAUCGCUGCUAUGCAUCACCCUCAUGUGUGCCAAGACGUCCGUCGAUGUCGCUACUUCCAACGGCGACGCGACGCCGCUCCACACCCUUUUCAAACCAUUCGCAGACCCGACCACCCUCGCCGACAUGGUGUGGACGGUCCUGAUCAAAUGCCUCGUGCUACGUCUUGUCAUGCACAGCGUCGUGACAUUCGCUGGGCUCGUCCUCGAGUGGCAGCGCGCAAGUACCCUCGACCAACUCACCACCCGCCUCGCGUUCUACUUCACCCCUCGACUCCCAAUUGCUCGCACUGGUGCCAGUGCCGUCCGCCGCGCCGCCGCCGCCGCCCCGUUCGCGAGUUGGUUUAGCUUUGGCGCCACACGACGAUCCACGGCCGUCCAGCCGUUCACCGCGGCCUAAGAAGCGAUCCAGCCCCGACGACGACGACCCCAUCCAAUUCAGUUUAUCAUAGGAUUGAAUGCACAGUUAAUCCGUUGAAUAUUAACGCGGUCAGAUGGAU